This is a messenger RNA of Rodentolepis nana, 465 nucleotides long. The record is from the annotation of a GenBank genome assembly. Lineage: Eukaryota; Metazoa; Platyhelminthes; Cestoda; Cyclophyllidea; Hymenolepididae.
AUGCAGGUUGCGAGAAAUCCGGGAAAGACUAAAUAUUGUUACGCAUGUUAUACCUCAACUGAUUCUGUUCACGGCCUUGAAGACUGCGAAAUGGAAAGUUGGAGAAAUGCACUCAUGUCUCUUGGUUGGGUCAUCUACCUCAAUUUGGCCUACUUGGCUUUCUCCUUUCUCAUCACAGUGUGUAUUGUUCUGGCUUCAAGUAUUUCUGUAUUUGGUAGUUCAACGGCUACGCAACUGACCCAGCAACGACAGCAUAGUGUUCUCUACACCGGUGGUGGGAAUUUGGAUCCCUCAAUGAAAGUGUUUGAGGAGGUACCUUCUUUGGUAGCCACUAACCCAUCUCUCUUUCACUCCCUUGUUCCAUCAUUGGCCAUCAAACCGAGCGCUUCCAGACCUCAACAUGAUAGUGACAAACUACCACUUGACGAAGUGAAAAAUGCUGAUGAAUUCUCGGGUCCUCUAUAG